Molecule: messenger RNA, 729 nt
Organism: Enterobius vermicularis (human pinworm)
Lineage: Eukaryota; Metazoa; Nematoda; Chromadorea; Rhabditida; Oxyuridae
Source: the annotation of a GenBank genome assembly
AUGAUCCUCCAAAUUGUGGUUCUUCUUUCUUCCAUUACUUUUGUUCUAUCCGAAUCAGAAUCAGUUUACGACUGUGGUAAUAAGCCGACAGGAACAAACUGUACUUCAUCUUUACUUGGAUGUUGCGAUAGAAGUUUUCGCCAGGCACUUGGAAUUGACAGUAAAUGCAAUAGUGCUGCAAUUUAUGAUGAUCCUGAUUGUAUGCGAUAUGCAAUAGAAGCACUGUAUUCCAGUGCCAGUGUUGAUGAAAUCUUUAAAGUUUGUUCAGAAUUUUACAACUUCAAGACGUGCCUUGGCAGAACGUUCAGAACAUGUACCAGUGCUCGUUGGUUGAUCAUCAAUGGAAAACCGUAUACUAAAGCCGAGUUGUAUGCAACAAUAUUUGCCCAGUAUAACUUUGCUUGUGGAGCAGGACUUGACACAUUUGUCACUUAUGACACUUGUAUGUCGGGAAUUUUGGGAACAAAUUCAACAGUGUUGAAAAGAUGUCGUGAUGAAUUUUACAUCAAUAUUCAAAACAGUCCAGAUGCAAAAUGCCUUUUCUUGGAUCAACUGACUGCUUGCUAUGAGAAACCGUUCCUAGACAAUUGUGGAGUAGAAGCCGGUUGGUGGGGUUGUGAGUACGAAAGGAUUGGAGCUAGUUUAUUCCUUCCAGAAUGUUCACCAAAAUGUGUUGCAUACCAGGGAAUCAGUGGAAGAGGUCGACAAGCUGUAAAGAAGGUAAAAUAA